Messenger RNA from Pomacea canaliculata, 1595 nucleotides. Its product is annotated as tyrosine-protein phosphatase non-receptor type 3-like. The coding region runs from base 511 to 1275 and encodes 254 amino acids. Gene Ontology annotation, biological process: protein dephosphorylation. The record is from RefSeq and is a predicted model, not a curated record. NCBI's taxonomy places the organism in Eukaryota, Metazoa, Mollusca, Gastropoda, Architaenioglossa, Ampullariidae. Gene Ontology annotation, molecular function: protein tyrosine phosphatase activity. The transcript has 10 exons.
ACGAACCCCACAAACAUCAGAUGCACGUCACAGCUCAGCGGCAGAUCGUCAAGCUGACGAAGAAUAAUAACGUGCUUGACCAGAACAUGGUGUACAUGAAGCUGCUGGAACUCUGCGAAGUUCAAGUCUGGGUGUGUAAGUCCGGUUUCUAUGGAGAUAACUGUGACAUGAGCUGCGUGCUUGUCCGAGCAACGCCACCUGUAACGGCUGGAACGCCUCGUGUCCAGAGAUAACUACAACAACUCAACUACGACAGUGACAACCAUUCCACCAACAACGACGACCACCCAAUCAACCACAUCCUCAGCAUCAACAAACCUGACUUUGGAAACGAGUGUACCGACAACUACCGAAAUCUCCAACAAAGAACCAGAAAUCACUACAAACUUCGCGCCCACCCCUUUAACCACAGAAAACCGAACGGAAGAAAGAAGAGAAGGAGAAGCAGCAAACAAGGCUGAAUUCCCCCUGUACCCGGUUAUAGGGGCGGCAGUGGGAGGAGGAGUGUUGAUGAUAGUUAUCGUUAUAAUUCUCUGCCUUGUAAUGAGGAAAAAGCUUGGCCACAAACUGGACGUCCAGGAGUUGCAGGAGAGGUCCACCACUCGCCGCGACUCCGAGUCUCAAAGUGUCUACGUCAUCAAAAAGGAAGCCAAGAAGAAGGCGGAGGUGAGGCCAGCGUUCCUGAGGGUUCCCAACAAGUUUGGACAGAAGAACGGCUACACCAACUUCGCCAUGGACGAACAGGCCAGCAAGGCAGGCAGCGUCAGCGGCGACGAAAACGGCGACUACAUGGUUAUCUACGACAACGAUGACAGCAUCUACGCCACGCUCAAGGACGGCAAUGCGCAGACGGACAACGCAGUACUCAGCUUGAUAGACUCGCUGGCUUCCGGCGAACUGCCUGAUAAGUAUACCGAACUUCCAAAAGGAUUUCUGCAUGAACACGAAGCCGGCAAAAGUCCGCUCAACUGUAACAAGAACAGGGUGGCCUCAGUUGUGCCAUACGACUACAAUCGAAUCGUUCUCAAGGACGGGUACGUGGCUGUGGAGGCAACAGACUACAUCAAUGCAAGUUAUAUUCAGGGAUAUCAAGAUCGAAAUACCUACAUUGCAACUCAAGGACCACGUGACAACACCGUUAGCGACUUCUGGCGGAUGGUGUGGCAAGAGCAGAUAACUCAGAUCGUUAUGCUGGCCAACAUAUCAGAAGGAGGACAGGAUCAGUGUUGGGAGUACUGGCCCUUCGCGACAGUUCUGAGACUCAUGGUCCAGUGACUGUGACAGGACUGCACGUGGAGAAGCGGGCUCACUUCAUGCACAGAACCUUCUUACUGAAGGCGGAAGACGUGAGUAUGGAGACAGGGUGUGGAGGGCCGACUGACUACACUGCGUUUGGUUCAUUGAAAUGUUGCAUCUCGUCAGCAGGAGGAGUCAGUCGCCCAUUAACGGGAGAUGAUUUGUGUGACAGGGAGCCCAGGAGAGGGAGGUAGAGCAGUACCACUUUCAAGUGUGGCCGGAGGUGGGGAUGCCGUCUGUGACGUCACUGGUCAACUUCUGGCGGCUGACGAGGGCGCGAGCUCCUCAACAUCCUCCGC